Acaulospora morrowiae is the source of this 130-nucleotide messenger RNA. Lineage: Eukaryota; Fungi; Glomeromycota; Glomeromycetes; Diversisporales; Acaulosporaceae. The record is from the annotation of a GenBank genome assembly.
GUCGUAUGAGAGAGAGAAAUGAGAGAAUUCCUGAUCCUGGCAAAUGGUUUGGCUACGUUGUUGUAAAAGACCCACCUCUCUAUAAUAAAGAGGGUAGAAAGGAGCCACAUAGAGUCGGCAAUUUUAUGGA